Messenger RNA from Tauraco erythrolophus (red-crested turaco), 1537 nucleotides. The record is from RefSeq and is a predicted model, not a curated record. Lineage: Eukaryota; Metazoa; Chordata; Aves; Musophagiformes; Musophagidae.
UGUGGUUAUAGACAAUCAAGUUUUACAGUCACAGUGCUCAUUUUGCCCUGGUUACUGAAUUGUAUGUGUACCGGUGUUGCUGCUUUGGAUUCCAGCGUUUCUGGGAAGAUUGGUUUGCGAGCAGUCUUAUAUUAUUUCUCCACUACAGUCAUUGCUGUAAUACUAGGGAUUGUCUUAGUUGUGACCAUUAAACCCGGUGUGCCUCAAACAGCAAAUGAGAUCGACAGAGUGGGCAGUGCCGUGGAAGUCACUACUGUUGAUGCCAUGCUGGAUCUGAUCAGGAAUAUGUUCCCAGAAAACCUUGUCCAGGCCUGUUUUCAACAGUAUAAAACCAAACGUGAAAAAGUUGAAGAUACAACUGAUGUGGAUAAUAAUAGCUCCGCAUUUACAGAAGGACCUGUUACAACUGCUACAACUACAGAGGCUUCAGAGAACAAAACUCAAGAAUACACAAUCGUGGGCUCGUAUUCCGAUGGCAUCAAUGUGCUGGGGUUGAUCGUCUUUUGUUUUGUUUUUGGAAUGGUUAUUGGGAAAAUGGGAGAGAAAGGACAAGUGCUGUUGGAUUUUUUCAAUGCACUGAAUGAAGCUACAAUGAGAAUAGUUCAGAUAAUUAUGUGGUAUAUGCCAAUUGGUAUUGUGUUUUUAAUUGCUGGGAAGAUAAUAGAAGUUGAGGACUGGGAAAUCUUUCGUAAACUGGGUCUUUAUAUGGCUACAGUACUAAGUGGACUUGCAAUCCAUUCCAUUAUAAUUCUGCCACUGAUCUACUUAAUAAUAGUGAGGAAGAAUCCUUUUCGAUUUGCCAUGGGGAUGGCUCAGGCACUUCUGACAGCCCUCAUGAUUUCUUCCAGUUCAGCAACUUUGCCUGUCACCUUCCGCUGUGCUGAAGAAAAAAACUGCAUCGACAAAAGAAUUACCAGGUUCGUUCUUCCAGUUGGAGCUACCAUCAACAUGGACGGCACAGCUCUCUACGAAGCAGUAGCAGCUGUGUUCAUUGCACAACUGAAUGACUUAGAACUGGAUAUUGGCCAGAUAGUUACCAUUAGUGUCACAGCUACAGCAGCCAGCAUUGGGGCUGCAGGCAUCCCCCAAGCCGGACUCGUCACCAUGGUGAUUGUACUGAGCGCUGUCGGCCUGCCUGCUGAAGAUGUUACCCUGAUCAUUGCAGUUGACUGGCUUCUGGAUCGAUUCAGAACAAUGGUGAAUGUCUUGGGAGAUGCCUUUGGUACAGGAAUAGUGGAGAAGCUCUCUAAAGAGGAGCUGAAGCAGAUGGAUGUCACCUCUGAAGUCAACAUAGUCAAUCCUUUUGCCUUGGAAACAAUACUUGAUAAUGAUGAAACAGAGACCAAGAAAUCGUACGUCAACGGAGGCUUUGCUGUAGAUAAGUCUGAUACCAUAUCUUUCACACAGACAUCUCAGUUCUAAGGCUGAUAGCUUUCAGGUGAAAAAGGAGUGCUAAAGGAGAUGGCCAUAUGCAAUAUCUCAAAAAGGUUAAAGAAUAAUUGAGAAUGAAUUACAUCUCACAUGCAUUUGAUUUACU